CUACCCCUCCAACGGUCAAAACUAACUCACAAAUGUUCCUCAACUCUGCUUGUUCUCACUGAAACAUUUUCUCUCCCUUUCUCUGAUCUUUCACGCGGCAGACGAGAAUGUUGACGUGGACGUUGUUGCUUCGACAUUACCGAGAGAGAAAGAGGAGAUAGACUCAUCCAUGAAUCAGGACCAUCCAAUCACAACAUGAACCAAUAAUCAUAGCCGUCCAUCAUAGUUCUUGUCCGGACAUGCUUUAUAUAUGAUUAUAUCGUACACCUUCGACACUCCAUAACAUUUCCCAAAUCGACCGGCCACGACUGGGGAGGGGGGAGAGAGGGAAGUGACCGUUGUUAUGGUUUAUGGAAUCUCCGAAAGGAUCGAGAGCCACUGAGUCGACUCGCCACUGAAUAGCGGACUCGGACCGGCUGGCUCGUCAUCGUUGUCGUCAUAGUGAGUGAUGAGAACGGGCCUGUUCAGCCGUCGAACGGCUCUCGGGUUGCGACAAGGCGCGAUCUCGGCGGUUGGAUCGGUGAAGAUCAAACUUCUGCUCUCUUGCUGUAUAUUGUUCACCUUAAUCGCGUUCGCGAGCCGAACAUCGUCAUUUGUGGGAUGGAAGCAUCAUACUGGUGCUCCUGUUCAUCGAAUUUAUGGUCCGAGGAAAGGAUAUGCUAUUUUGAUUAACACGUGGAAGAGAAAUGAUCUUUUGAAACAGUCUAUCUCUCAUUAUACAUCAUGUCCUGGGCUUGACUCUGUACAUAUCGUCUGGAGUGAACCUGAUCCACCUUCAGAUUCUCUUGUUACCUAUCUAAACCAUGUGAUAAAAUCAAAUUCCAGGGAUGGUCGACAGAUUGAACUGAAAUAUGAUAUCAAUAAGGAAGAUAGUCUCAACAAUAGAUUUAAAGAAAUUAAGGACUUGAAGACAGAUGCCAUCUUUUCCAUUGACGAUGAUAUUAUAUUUCCUUGCUCUUCGGUAGAAUUUGCUUUCAGUGCUUGGCUGAGUGCACCAGAUGCAAUGGUGGGAUUUGUACCCCGCAUCCAUUGGGUCGAUCAAUUGAAAGGAAAUACGGACCACUACAUUUACGGAGGAUGGUGGUCUGUUUGGUGGAUGGGUACAUACAGUAUGGUACUCUCUAAAGCUGCCUUCUUCCACAAAAAGUAUCUCAGUUUGUAUACCAAUGAAAUGCCUGCAUCUAUCAGAAAAUAUGUAACUAAGAGCAGGAAUUGUGAAGAUAUUGCAAUGUCUUUCCUUGUUGCAAACGCAACUGGUGCUCCACCAAUAUGGGUGAAAGGUAAGAUAUUCGAGAUUGGCUCAACUGGAAUCAGUACCUUGGGAGGUCACAAUGAAAAAAGGACCGAAUGUGUUAAUAGGUUCGUUGCUGAGUAUGGGCGAAUGCCCUUGGUGUCAACAUCUGUGAAAGCGGUCGAUGGCCGGAACAUUUGGUUUUGGUGAUGCUAGAGUUUCUCAUUCCUUUACAUAGCUGCUUCCAUCCCCC
Molecule: messenger RNA, 1484 nt
Organism: Ilex paraguariensis (yerba mate)
Lineage: Eukaryota; Viridiplantae; Streptophyta; Magnoliopsida; Aquifoliales; Aquifoliaceae
Source: the annotation of a GenBank genome assembly